AUCUAAUUUAACAUAAAACGUUUCAAUUGCGUAAAACACCCCAUUCGUUAUCAUUCACAGCAUUCGCCCAUCUCUCAUCCAUACAUCCCUCCGCGUGCGCUCCCAGGUAUGGUGACGAUAACAAAUGCGGAAGUUUGUAGUCAACAGCGCAGGGAGCGGCAGGAGUCAACUGUCCACAGUCAGGCACGAUGUCCAACAACGACGAUAUCCGAUACUGUCAUCAAUGCUCCUACAUUUUCCUCAAAUUAAUCCUGUUCAGUUAUGCCAUCAUCUGGUGGUUGAUAGGCGGCUUUAUCCUGGCCAUUGGUAUCUAUGCUGAGGUGGAGAGACAACGCUUCAAGACACUGGAUGGAGUGUUUUUGGCCCCAGCUGUCAUCUUGAUAAUUCUGGGAAUCCUUAUGUUUGUGGUUUCGCUCAUUGGAGUCUUGGGAUCUCUGAGGGAUAAUCUCACCCUACUGAAAGUGUUCAUGUACAGCCUGACUGUGUGUCUGAUCCUGGAGCUGCUGGGAGGAAUAGUGGCGCUGAUGUUUCACAAUAAGACAUUGGUGUUAGUGAACAAGAACAUCAAAAAAGGCAUAGUGAACUACUAUGAUGACCUAGACUUCAAAAAUAUCAUGGACUUUGUACAGAAGAAGUUUAAGUGUUGUGGAGGUCAAGAGUAUUCAGACUGGUCAGUCAACAUGUACCACAACUGCUCUGCCCCUGGUCCGUUGGCCUGCGGUGUCCCUUAUACCUGCUGCAUUACUACUAAGCCUAAUGAAUUGGCAAACACUAUGUGUGGGUACAAGGUGUUGAAAAAAACGCGUUUGGACUUGAUUGACGCCAUCCAUAUCAGAGGCUGCACUGAUGCUUUCUUCAUCUGGCUGAUGGACAACUAUAAGAUUAUGGCUGGACUGCUAUUAGGGAUCCUUCUACCUCAGUUCUUCGGUGUGAUAGUCAGCUGGCUGUACAUCACUCGCGUUGAAGACGCCAUCAGUGAGUACGGUCACCACAUGGACCUACUGGACUCAAGCGCUGAUGAAAGAGAAAUCAAGAAGCAAGGCCAAAUGGGCAAAUGGUUUAGGUGCAUGCCAGAGAUCGACUGAUGAAGCAAAAAACAAAAAGCCGCAAAGGACUUCAUCCAACACACUCCAUCCAACUCCCACAGAUGGUUGAAUCACUUCAGGCAAUCCAGAUAUGCUUUUGCCACUGUGGGAUCCUUUAAACUGCAGGUUUACUACAUGUAAAAUGUGUUGAUGUUUUUUCAUGUUUGUUUGUUGUUUUUGGAAAGAAGGAAUUAUUCAGCAACCAGAUUAUUAAGAGUUUGAUAUUCAAGUGUCAGUACAGUUUAACUGUAAACGUACUACACAUAUACAACACAAAAAUGUUUGCAGGGCUCACUGUGGUGGUAACUGCAUUGUGCCCAAAGUGUCUCAGGGAUAAACUCAGAAACCAAUUGAACCACCUUUGCUUCUGAUUUUAUAUUAUGACAUUUAUUUCAAAUACACAACCACAAUUUACAGCACUGACCUCUUUCUUACUUUUUAUACCUUUUAGUUUUUUCUACAAAUUAAAGAAUUGCUUGGCUCCUUUAUACACCCACUGGUAUAGAAGGUCCUAUCCAACAACUACCAUUUACAAAAUCUCCAAUGCAAGCUAAUGUAGGCUAAGACACCAUUUCUGUCAUCGGAAACAGGACAUGUUUGCCUUAUUUGUAUAAAGACUUGAGGUUUGAGACUGUAGAAUAAGUCUUUUUAUACAGUACCCUGCACAUCCACUUAUGACCACAAGUGCUCACUGAACUUUUGGGAUGUUUGUAUUGCUCACAUUUUCUUCAUCAUUGCCUUAACUUAUACUCUCCAAACACUAGUCCUGAUCAUCUUCAGUCAACUUACUAGUAUAAUAAGAAAAUUAAAAAGCUGACCCGACACA
Etheostoma cragini (Arkansas darter) is the source of this 1911-nucleotide messenger RNA. It is a transcript of the gene tspan15, whose product is annotated as tetraspanin 15. The coding region runs from base 189 to 1085 and encodes 298 amino acids. The record is from RefSeq and is a predicted model, not a curated record. Lineage: Eukaryota; Metazoa; Chordata; Actinopteri; Perciformes; Percidae. The transcript has 8 exons. Gene Ontology annotation, cellular component: membrane.